UCACUGGCAUCUCCAGGUAGGGCUGGAAAAAAAUAUGCCUGAAACCCUGGAGAGCUCUGCCAGUCAGUGUUGAUGGUGCUAGGCUAGAUAGACCAAUGGUGUGACUUGAUAUAAAGCAGCUUCCUAUGUUGGUAUAUCAGAUGAGCUAUAGGAAAAAAACCCAAGGUGUAGUAAAUUGAUUAAUAAAUCAGGAAAUGGAGGUCUGUCCACACUACUGGGGUUAUAGGGACUAGUGGCUAACUUCUGCUUUGAGGGGAAAGAUAUACUUGGUUUCAGGAAACAGAUGUUUAAGCAUUUUUUUAGGGGUGCCACAAAUAAAAGGAAAAAGUGAGGCUUGGAGGAGACGAGCAAGGUGGAAAAAACUGAUGAUAAAGUCGUGUCAACUAUUGAAAUGAACGUCUGUUCUGACUCAUUUUGCUAUUGAGCCAAGCUGUUGAGAGAAUGUAAUUAUAAUAGUAGCAGCAUUAGACAUUAGUGCCCUCGGAUGUGAUUUAAUUCGACAGCUAGAGAGGAGAUAUUACAUCAGUUAGGAUGGAAGGGGUUCAAAGCAGCAAACCCAUAUCCUCUUCAGGACUGUUUCCAGAAUGGAGCCUGGCCUUCUGGACUCUUUGCUCGGUGAUCGUGCCUGUGCUGAUCACCUUGUGGUGCAGUUUUCGUCGAUCUCGGAGGCAAGGACUGGUCCAGGAUAUCUUGCGUAAGAGCAAGCACGAUUGGCAGGACACCGACCUCUUUAGCCAGCCCACCUAUUGCUGCAUCUGCUCUCAGCACAUCCUUCAGGGAGCCUUCUGCAACUGCUGUGGGCUGUGUGUCGAUGAAGAGUGCCUGAAGAAGGCAGACCGUCGUUUCCUCUGCAAGGAGAUCAUAAUGAGGGGUGAAGGUGGGAUCCGGACCUCUAUGGUACACCACUGGAUCCGAGGCAAUGUCCCGCUGUGCAGCUACUGUGUCGUAUGCAAACAGCAAUGUGGCACCCAGCCUAAGCUGUGCGAUUACAGAUGCGUUUGGUGUCAGCAAACUGUGCAUGAUGAGUGUAUGCAGAGCUCUCUGAAGAAUGAGCAGUGUGAACUUGGAGAAUUUCGCAGCCUCAUUAUCCCUCCAUCUUACUUAUUCAACGUCAGUCAGAUGCGUAAGGACAAAAGAACGGACUACAGCAAGCUAGCUUCCUCCUGUGGGAAAAAUUGGACUCCAAUAAUAAUCCUGGCUAAUAUGCGGAGUGGAAACAAUAUGGGGGAAACAUUGAUGGGGCAAUUUAAGACCUUGCUAAACCCAAUUCAGGUGUUUGAACUGACCAAAACAACACCUGCAAAAGCACUCCAGCUUUGCACUUGGCUGCCUUGCAAUUCUGCUAGAGUGCUCAUCUGUGGUGGUGAUGGCACUGUGGGCUGGGUCUUGGAUGCAAUUGAUGACAUGAAGAUAAAGGGGCAAGAGCGAUACAUCCCACAGGUGGCAAUCUUACCCUUGGGAACAGGUAAUGACCUGUCUAAUACCCUGGGCUGGGGUGCCGGCUAUGCUGGAGAGGUCCCAGUGGAGCAGAUUCUGCGUAAUGUCAUGGAUGCUGAUGGAAUCAAGCUGGACAGGUGGAAGGUACAGGUAAUAAAUAAAGGAUACUACAAUUUAAGAAAACUCAAGGUCUUCACAAUGAACAACUAUUUUUCUAUAGGGCCAGAUGCUCUCAUGGCUUUAAACUUUCACACCCAUCGCGAGAAGUCUCCCUCUUUGUUUUCCAGUAGGAUUAUUAAUAAGGCAGUUUAUUUUUUCUACGGAACCAAAGAUUGCUUAGUGCAGGAAUGCAAGGAUUUGAACAAAAAGAUUGAGGUAGAGUUGGAUGGAGAGAGAAUCGACCUGCCCAGUUUGGAAGGGAUCAUCGUUCUGAAUAUUGCCUACUGGGGAGGUGGCUGUAGGCUGUGGGAAGGAAUGGGAGAUGAGCUUUAUCCUCCGGCGAGGCAUGAUGAUGGGCUGCUGGAAGUUGUUGGGGUCAAUGGCUCUUUUCACUGUGCACAGAUUCAAGUGAAGUUGGCAAAUCCCAUCCGGCUGGGACAGGCCCAUACUGUGAGGUUGAUCUUGAAGACCUCCAAGAUGCCGAUGCAGGUGGAUGGAGAGCCCUGGGCUCAAGGGCCUUGCACUGUUACCAUAACUCACAAGACUCACGCACUGAUGCUUUACCACUCAGGGGAACAGACGGAUGACGACGUGUCCAGCGUAUCUGAACAGGAGCUGGCAAAAGAUCAGACAGAUGAGGACACAUAGGUCCUUGGCUGAGUUUUGACAUGCUAAAACGGUCAUGGUAAUUCUGCUUGGCUUUUGCUGAAAAGCUUAGCGCUAAAUAUUCAGCCUCCUAUAAACCUCUUAAGGCCACACCAUCUCUGUACUUGCAAAAUGGCACAGGAGUAACAAAGCCAUGCUUUUAGUGAUUUAAGCAAGUUAAUCCAGGCUUAAAUUCGGCAAGCACUUUCGCUUUGGUGUGUAGCGUCAAGCUGAAGGGGGUGGGGGGUGACCCUUCGCCGAAGGCUCUGCAGGCCAAAUGCCUUCUCCAGUAGGCCCUCAGAGUUUGUGCGUAGUUCUGUGGAAUAGCCGCCAUUGUUCACAGUUCGUAAUUGUGUAGAUCUAGCUUUGAAGAGUACAUAAAAAUAUCAUGCUCUCAUUUGGGGUCACGUGAGCUCAGUGCAGGCUAAACACUGCCUGUGCAGGUACACCCCAUGAGCUCAAGUGUUCCUUUCCCUCACCCUCUUACUCACA
This is a messenger RNA of Elgaria multicarinata webbii, 2733 nucleotides long. RefSeq names its product diacylglycerol kinase epsilon (gene DGKE). Bases 532 to 2244 code for a protein of 570 amino acids. The transcript is spliced from 11 exons. Gene Ontology annotation, molecular function: ATP-dependent diacylglycerol kinase activity. NCBI's taxonomy places the organism in Eukaryota, Metazoa, Chordata, Lepidosauria, Squamata, Anguidae. The record is from RefSeq and is a predicted model, not a curated record.